GGAGAUGGAAAAUUGAUUGUCGGGCGCCCAGGUGGAAUUUUGACUUGCACAGACGAGUUUGUUUGAAGAGCAUCUCUGUCUACUUCUUCUUACUCUGCCACCUCCUGCUCCCUUAGAUUCUUUCUUUCCUUCUCCUAUCCCUCUCUAACGAUCAUCCAUCAUGUCCGACGACGAGCAGCACCAGCACAAUUUCGAGCAGGCUUCUGCUGGGGCCUCCUCCACCUUCCCCAUGCAAUGCUCUGCCCUUCGCAAGAACGGGCACGUCGUCAUCAAGGGCCGCCCCUGCAAGAUCGUCGAGAUGUCAACCUCCAAGACCGGUAAGCACGGUCACGCAAAGGUCCAUCUCGUCGCCAUUGACAUCUUCACGGGUAAAAAACUGGAGGAUAUCUGUCCUUCCACUCACAACAUGGACGUCCCCAAUGUCUUCCGUAACGAGUACCAGCUUGUCAACAUCGAUGACGGUUUCCUCAACCUGAUGACCCAAGACGGCACCGCCAAGGACGACGUCAAGGUCCCCGAGAGCGAACUCGGCAAGCAGAUCGAGGCUGAUUUCGACACCGGAAAGGACUUGCUCGUCACCAUCGUCUCCGCCAUGGGCGAGGAGCAGGCGAUUUCUUACAAGGAAGCUCCCAAGGGCGCCUAGAAACCUUCUCUCCUGGGUCUUUUCCUUGUUUUUUUUGUUUGCCUUGCUCUUCCUCUCAUCCCGGUCGUCUCAGUUCCCCUCCGCUGUUUCUGCUAUUAUGACUCUGUGUAUCCCUUCAUCGCCAGUUCCCACUCUUAUAGCAGUACCUCUACUACCUCGAACAUCCCCCCAUCAUCCUCAACGUGUCAUCCAUCUUUUUCACGUUCCUCCGUAUAUUGUGUACCCUGUAGUACUCAUUUGUAGCUAGUCGUGUUGCAGUCCGGUGUUGUGUUGUUGUUGGCCACAUGAAUUACUAAGAUGAUACGAGGCAUA
Molecule: messenger RNA, 955 nt
Organism: Somion occarium
Lineage: Eukaryota; Fungi; Basidiomycota; Agaricomycetes; Polyporales; Cerrenaceae
Source: the annotation of a GenBank genome assembly